GGCCAUGAAUAUGGCCUUCGAUGAGUUCGUUAACAAAACCCGACUGACCCAGCCCCUGAUCAAUUUCUGCGUGAUUGUGUACAUGGAUGAUAUUUUGGUCUUUUCAAAAACACACGAGUACCACGUGGAACACAUUGAGUGGGUUUUGCAUGCAAUGAAAGAUGCGGGGUUCAAAGUGGCCUUUAAGAAAAGUGAGUUCUUCUUGUCAGAGAUCUCAUUCUUGGGGUAUAUCGUCACGGUCGACGGACUAAAACCGGAUCCGAGGAAGGUGACAGCAGUUCAAGACGCCCCGGCGCCGGUCACACUCACCCAGGUUCGGGCUUUUCUAGGGCUGACAUCCUAUUACCGACGCUUCAUCAAGGGGUUCGCCGGCAUAGCGAAGCCCCUCACGAACCUGCUGAAGAAAGAGGAACAGCUGAUCUGGACGCCGGAAUGCGAAGUGGCGUUUGAGGCGUUGAAGGAGGCUCUGACAUUUGCUCCUGUGUUGGCGCGCCCCGACCCGACAAGACCAUUCGCACUGUACACAUUCUGGCAGCCUCAGGUGAUAUCGGCGGUGCUGACUCAGCACGACAAGGACAGAAGGGAGCACAUCAUUGAGUAUGCGUCCAAGACGCUGAGCCAGGCGCAGGCUAAUUACGAAGCGUGCAAAGGUGAAUGCCUGGCGGUGGUGUGGGGGAUUCAACAUUUCCGACCAUAUCUGUACGGCCAGAAAUUCGUGCUGGUUACGGAUCAUCAGCCGCUGCUGUCCCUACGCAACAACACGGACUACACGGGGAUGCUGGGCAGGUGGGCGGUGCGUCUGCAAGACUAUGACUUCGACAUCCGCCACCGUGCCACACGGCAGCAUGGUAACGCCGAUGGAUUAACGCGCCUUCUGCCGCCCAACAAGUGUCCCGCCAACGAGCGACUCAUUCCGUGGAGGCCAGAAGUCGCGGUGACGAAACCGCACGACGGGGAGUUACACAUGCUAAGGAGCAGGAUGAACCAUCGCCAGCCGGAGCAUGAGCCCCUCGAGCACUUCCAGACGCUGCUUGCAGAUCGCUUGUUGCGGCAUCGGUUUAAUGAGGAGAGGCAGUUGCGGUACGACAUCCAACAGGUGAACGUGCCAGCGCUCGGGGUUGCUGAUUUGGCAGCGUACUCGUUGCUUUGCGAUCAGUUGACAUAUGCAGGAGUGUACAAGGACGUGACGCAGUUGCCUGGCCGGGAGACGACCCGAGUAUUCAUUGAGUUUCGUGCGCUCCAGGUGGCACCUAACUUCGUGCACAGCGUCGCCACCUUCAUCAGAGACUUGACGGUCCUACCGCAGCAGAAUCGGGAGCCGGCGCGCAGCUUUGUGCGUGAAUACGCUGUGGAAAAGGCCAGAUCAGUGGCCAGAGUGCAAGGACGGGGGGGACACCGAUUCACAACCCACGAAGUGCUGCUGCGUAGGGCAGAGGACGAACCGAUUGCGUUGCUCACGGAGGGCCCUCACCCCAUGCGCGAGUUCUCGAAGUAUUUGGUGGAGCUAACUGACGUGGAGCCGCUGCCCUUCGCCGACGAAGACGCGUGGGAGUUGCACCGUGCGCUGUACAAGUCGGUGGCGCUGGGGAUGUUCCGGUUCUUCGUGGAUCACGAAGACCACGCUAUCGGGGAGCACUUCGUCGUUUACUACGUCAUCGCGCGGCCCAAGCCGGCGGAGAAGGAAGGGACGGUGGCGCUGUACCCCUUCGCCCCGCUCCAGACAAUUGAUCCGGGAUUGUUGGAGCUCAUACAUCUUGAGCUCCUCUCCAUUGCGCAWGUGAUCGCGAGCGAGGAGGAGGAGAUCCAACCACGAUUGCGGACGGCGACGGCCCUGCGGAGAACGUACAACGCGGUCGUCAUCUUGGAUUACAUUGCGCAGCGCGCUGAGAGAUUGGAGGACUUCCCGGAGGAAAGGCCGUUGCGUCCUCCCUCGUCGUAUCCUCGACCAGCGCCACCGAAGGCCCCCAAGAAGACGCCGAAGAGGAAGAGACGCCACCCGUCACCAGGAGCGCAAGGCAGCAGGAUCGGCGGCGGCGAGGAGGUGAUUCAGCCCGCGCAUACGCGGAUUCCUGACCCUGUGCCUGGGAGUGCGGCGACGCUCGUUAAGGAGACUAUCGUGCCAUCGCCGCCCAUUCCGCGUGUGCCCGAUCUCAAUCUUGAUGGAGACGGGCCAUCAUCAGCAACAGCAGCUGGAGGAGGAAGCCGAAUGGGAUUUCCGGAUCCCAUAUCCAGACCCCCCCAAUCCAGCAAGCAGACGAACAAGCAAGCUGGUGGCUCUUCCUGCAGUAGGGGACAGGGCAGCGCCAUCAUGGCGAUGCUUUCCUCCUCCUCCUCCUCCUCCUCCUCCUUCUCCUUCUCCUUCUCCUCCUCGUAUUCCACCUCUUGGCUCCGAGUUCAACUGGGUGUCCUCGCGGCCCUCCUGCUUUGUUCCUUGGUCCCGUCCGCGUCCGCGUCCGCCGCGUACUUCGACGAUGGACCUGCGGACAACUUGAUCCUUCAAUGGAACAAAGCGGCCACUAGCGAGCAUGUUUUGCUGCAUCUGGCGCAGCUCAAGGUACUCAAGGGAAUCAAGGAUGGCCGCAGCGAUGCCAAUCCAACCGCGGCUGCCGCAUACGUCAGCCAUUUUGUCCUGCGCACGUUUCACUGGGAGAAGCAAGGCACAUAUGACUUUUUGCUGCAAACACAGCUGAGACCACUUAACUUGACGAAGGAGGAGAAAAUAAAGGCCCGGCGAUAUGCAAUCAAGGUGGCUCUUCCAAUUGUUCGGGGAAGGAUAACUUCCAGUGAUUAUCUUUACUACCCAAUGAAGGAGCCCGCACCACCCAAUGGACCAGUUGGUGUCUAUCAAUUUACUCCUGGGCAGGUCUAUAUGCUUUACGGCGAUGUUGGUCUACAGCCAUUCUUUGCGAAAGACACAACAUCCUAUAUCAGGGCGAUUAGGCCGCCACCCGUACCAAGCCCCAUCUACAAUGCUGCCUUGAAAGAGGUCAGGGAAAUUGGAGGUCUAAAUGGGAGUACCCGGACGAAGGAGCAAGACGAAAUUCUUCUAUUUCAUGCACAUGGAAUAUCAUUCACCACUCUUCCGGUGGUAUGGUACCUCAUUGCCAGGAAAGUUCUUCCUAGCAGUAUUUCCUUGUAUGAUACAGCAUAUGUCCUCAUGGAGAUAGCAGCGUCCUUUGCUGAUGGUGGUCGCGUAAUCGCUGGAGCCAAGGCGGAGUACUUUUUCUGGAGACCUAUUACAGCAAUAAGGCAAGGGGACUCAGAAAAUAAGCCUGUCAAGGAAUGGACGCCUACGGUACCCACUUUUGAAGAUCCAGAGUUUCCCAGUGGCACAGCAUUUGUCUCUAAGGGGGGUAUACUAGCACUAAAGAAUUACUUUGGCACAGAAAAUGUGACCUUCAACUUGACGGUAACCGUUCCAUUUGGUGGUCAGAAUAUCACUAGGACGUACGGAUCUUUCUCUCAAUAUGCCGAGGAGAUGGGACUCUGGAGAACAGCGGUGGAGGAAGCAUCUCACAAAGCAGGGCCUGAUGCCCCGGGGCCAAUUCCACACAAGCCAGGUUUCAAAAAUCGUUUCGGAGAAACUGAAGCAGCAGUUCAAGUAAACAAUGGAGCAGUGGCAUAAGUUCCUGCUCUGCAAGGAAUGUCUGAUGAGCAAGAGGUUCAGAUUGGGCAUGUUAAACUUGCUGGAAGACAUGACAUUGUUUGUCUUUCGUUAGCUGAUGAAGACCUAUAAACUAGUAUACAGCUAAAACUUGAACUGAUCAGCUUUCAGGACAUGGACGAGAGAGAACUUCAAGUAGAGGAAGCGGUUUUAGUGCGAUGGGGCGUCUGUCGAUACAUUUGGCCUGUUGUUUUGUGUAGGUGACCUGUUGGAAGUAGGGUCUGGAUGGGUUGAGGUUGUCCUCGAAAGCAGUCUUUUUUUUUUUUUUUUUUUUUUUUUUUGUACUCGAAACCAGUCAGUGGUUUUCCGAAGAAAAGAAUCAGCAAAAUGUGUAUGACUGAUCCUUCAAAAAGGAAAGAAAGACGUGGGUGGCGCCGUUGACAUGGA
Messenger RNA from Chara braunii, 4051 nucleotides. The record is from the annotation of a GenBank genome assembly. Lineage: Eukaryota; Viridiplantae; Streptophyta; Charophyceae; Charales; Characeae.